UUGAGGAGUGAGGAGAAUAAAAGGAGAAGGCUGUGGUAGACUAGCACUGAAAUGCAGUGGAUUUUACUUUUUACCCUCUUCUCUUUCAUUUGGGGGAGUCUGGGAGAGACUGAAGACUUGGAUCAUCCUGGCACACUCUCUUGUGGACUAAGGAGUUUUCGGUUUAUGCUCCCUCUUCUAAGUCAGUAUGGAAAGAACCCUGGACUAAUAGCUUGGGACAACAAAGGGAUGCUGCACUCUCUACAUAAUGAUUCAAUUUGUGGGACCUGGAUCACCUACAGCUCACUUGAGUCCAUCCAGCUUGAAGCUUCCUAUUCCGGUUGUUAUGUUACCGAAUGGGAUACCUAUUAUAUAAUGCCUAUUGGGGUCUCAGGCCUGGAUGCUGAUGGAAGUAAAACUGUUCACAAGGUGACAGUGCUCAAUUGUUCAUUCACUCUUCCAGCCCAAGAUGCUCCAGGUCUCAACCUGUGUGAUGUCACAACUGAGGACAGGUUGUCCUGUGCUGUUCCCUCCAUCACCAAAGGAGACUGUGAGAACCUAGGCUGCUGCUAUCACCCUGAAGAUGAAGUAAAUCCUUGCUACUAUGGAAACACAGUGACUGCCCAGUGUACACCAGAUGGCCAAUUAUCCAUUGCUGUUUCUCAGAACAUGACUCAGCCAUCGUUGCUUUUGGAUUCCAUACAUUUGGUUUCUGGACUAGAUGUUAAAUGUGAUCCCAUGGAAAAAACUAAUGCCUUUGUCCUGUUUCAGUUCCCACUCUCUUCUUGUGGCACCAUUGUACAGAUGAUUGAUAACCAGGCAAUAUAUAAGAAUGAGCUACUGGCAUCUAGGGAUGUGAGAAACUGGACCCAUGGGUCAAUCACUAGGGAUAGCAUCUUCAGGCUUCACAUCAGCUGUAGCUACUCGUUAAAAGGUGACAUUCUCCCAGCUAGUAUCCAAGUCUUCACUCUUCCCCCACCACUUCCUGUUACCAAGCCAGGGCCUCUGGCUCUGGAACUGCAGAUUGCUAAAGAGGAGCACUAUCGUUCCUACUAUGUGGCCACUGACUACCCGGUAACAAAGCUACUUCGGGAACCAAUUCAUGUGGAAGUUCGGAUCCUACAAAGAACAGAUCCGAACCUGGUUCUGCUUCUGCACCAUUGCUGGGCAACCCCAAAUACCAAUCCUCUGCAUCCAAUACGCUGGCCCAUCCUAGUGAAGGGAUGCCCCUAUGAAGGAGAUAACUACUUGACAAAGAUGGUACCCAUGCCAAGAAAUUCAACACUACAGUUUCCUUCUCACUACAAGCGUUUCAUCAUACAUACCUUUGCCUUUGUGGAUUCUGCUUUUAAGAAGGCGCUCAUGGGACCGGUGUAUCUACACUGCAGUGCCUCAGUCUGCCAGCCCUCAGAGUCAGACUCCUGCACAGUAACCUGCCCUGUGGGAACUAGAAAAAGGAGGAGCUCUGAGACCCAUCCUUGGAACAAGUCUUCAAAUGUUUCUAGCCAGGGGCCUAUAUUUUUCCUUCAAGUUGCUGAGAGCUAUCCUCAAUCAGGUCCAGUCUUGGACGUAAGAACACUCUGGCUUACCCUAUCUGGGAUACUAAUUGUGGCAGUCUUGUUGGUAUCCUUCCUAGCACUGAGGAGAGUGAAAUAAGAUUCCAACAAUAAAAAAUACUACUUUGUGGU
Trichosurus vulpecula (common brushtail) is the source of this 1667-nucleotide messenger RNA. It is a transcript of the gene ZP4, whose product is annotated as zona pellucida glycoprotein 4. Gene Ontology annotation, cellular component: egg coat. The record is from RefSeq and is a predicted model, not a curated record. The coding region runs from base 52 to 1635 and encodes 527 amino acids. Gene Ontology annotation, molecular function: acrosin binding; structural constituent of egg coat. The transcript has 12 exons. Lineage: Eukaryota; Metazoa; Chordata; Mammalia; Diprotodontia; Phalangeridae. Gene Ontology annotation, biological process: prevention of polyspermy; binding of sperm to zona pellucida.